CCUUGGCGUGACGAUCUACGGGUUACAUAGCGUUGACUUUCAUGUAUUCCAAUCUCUAUGCCUCCAAUGUCAAGUCUUUGGGUGUUAAACAACAUGUUAACACAUAUAUUAGCGUGACAUGUCAACAAGUUAAUUACGUGGUGUUUUUGUCGUGAAAAAAUGCCUGCCGGGGUAUCGUGGACUCGCUACGUGAGGAUGUACGUAGCCAGCAUAUUGGCUAUGUUUGCCGGAGCACAGGUGGUCCACCAGUACUACUUACCUGAUCUGACUAUACCAGAGAUCCCACCAAAGCCCGGCGAGCUUCGGACAGAAUUACUUGGCUUCAAACUCAGAGAAGCAGCAGCAAAGCAUCACACGGAAGAAAAACCAAAGAUGGACUAGUAUGGAAUUAAUCAUCCAUUACAUUUUUAGUUGCUUGGUGUAAAUGUUUGUGAUUAAUAAAGUUUUGUAAAACUUA
Corythoichthys intestinalis (scribbled pipefish) is the source of this 457-nucleotide messenger RNA. Its product is annotated as ubiquinol-cytochrome-c reductase complex assembly factor 6. The transcript has 3 exons. Gene Ontology annotation, biological process: mitochondrial respiratory chain complex III assembly. The record is from RefSeq and is a predicted model, not a curated record. Bases 160 to 381 code for a protein of 73 amino acids. Gene Ontology annotation, cellular component: mitochondrion. Lineage: Eukaryota; Metazoa; Chordata; Actinopteri; Syngnathiformes; Syngnathidae.